Messenger RNA from Synchiropus splendidus (mandarinfish), 6578 nucleotides. RefSeq names its product rho-related GTP-binding protein RhoH-like. Lineage: Eukaryota; Metazoa; Chordata; Actinopteri; Syngnathiformes; Callionymidae. The transcript is spliced from 16 exons. Bases 138 to 5171 code for a protein of 1677 amino acids. The record is from RefSeq and is a predicted model, not a curated record. Gene Ontology annotation, molecular function: GTP binding; GTPase activity; ubiquitin binding. Gene Ontology annotation, biological process: small GTPase-mediated signal transduction.
CACGAGUCGUGUUUCUACGAUUCACAACUAUGAAUCUCGAGGCGACGCGCCUAACUAAAGUCACCAUGAACACGCCUCUUUUCCAGCGCUGCCUGUCUCAGUACAGCCGCAGAUGAGUGCGCGACUCGCAGUUCGGGAUGCCCCGGAGAAAGAAGUUGGGCCAGAGCCCAGCAAGAGCCCCCAGUGGUGGACCAGACCUCAGCAACAACACUGGCUUCCGACAACCUCUUGACAGCACAAUGGCGACCAACUCGGUUCCCAGUGUGUCAGUCCAGGAGCAAGUUGUACAGAACAUGCAAGAGAUGUUUGCUAACGUGGACCCAGAUGUCAUAUACAUUGUGUUGUCGGAGUGUGACUUUAAAGUUGAAAACGCAAUGGACUCCCUCUUGGAGUUGUCUGUGACGGUCGAGCCUCCACCCUCAGGUUCUCCACCAGUUUCUGGAUUUGAACAUACAGCUGCAGUCCUGCUGAAUACUCAACAACCCUCUCAAUCUGAGCUGCCUCUUGGUCCAUCAGAGCCGUGCUCCUCCUCCACCAAACCUGAUCUUCUGACAGAAGAGCUCGACCUACUUGUCGAUGAGGAGUUGAAUUUACUAACUGCACAGCAGGAGUUAAUGCAAGAUGUACACACGAUUGAGCCUCCGUCUGUUGAUCCAGCCGCCUCCUCAGUCCACACUCCAGAUGGCUUACAGCAUGAUCGGUCGAUCCGAAUCGGUCAUCCGAGUGCAUCCUCUGUUCAACAAGACCUGCAGCAGAAAUUGUCCUGGGAACCCGAAAGACCAGGGUGUCAGGACUCCAUAAUAAAUGAUCAACAUCUCGUGACAGAGGUCCCUGUAGAGAAAGGUUCUUUGGAAUUUCCGGCUUUAGGACGGACUUCUGCUUUCCAAGUAUAUAAAAAGCAAGAUUCCUCUCACAGUGCUCCUAAUACUACUGCAACAGGACAGCCUGAACAUAAUCUAGGACGAGCAGGGUCACAGCUUUAUCCAACAGCACAGUGGAACCUUGAUUCACCCGUCUUUACUCCUAAAUAUGCUUCCCACCAACAACCUUUCUUCAUGACCCCCGUCGUUGCCCCCAACUCUCCUUCGUGGGUAAAUUGUGCUCCUGCCAAUCCAGCACCUAGAGCUUCUAUUCCAAAGUCAUGGGCCCUCCCUGCACCUCCACCUGAGGUUGCAGGCUCCAGGAGGCUUCGAUUGGAAGGGAAGGUCCUGGUUUUGCUACGUGGUGCUCCAGGAUCUGGAAAAUCAACUUUGGCCAGAGCCUUGAGGGAGCAUAAUCCGGGUGCUGUCAUUCUCAGCACCGAUGACUUUUUCCUUCACAAUGGACACUAUCAGUUCAACCCAAAUGUCCUUGGGGAGGCACAUGAGUGGAACCAUGGGAGAGCAAAAGAGGCGUUUAGAAGGGGUGCUCACCCCAUUAUUAUUGACAACACUAAUAUGCAGGGGUGGGAGAUGAAGCCGUAUGUUGCCCAGGCACUGAUUCACAAUUACAAAGUACUUUUCCGAGAGCCAGAUACUUGGUGGAAGAACAAGCCCAGAGAGCUCGAGAGGCGCUCCAGACAUAACGUACCAGUGGAAAGAAUUCGAAGGAUGCUUGAUAAUUAUGAGCGUUUUGUUACAGUCCAUUCCAUUAUGGGGUCAGCAGCACCGGAGAGGAAACAGUGUCUCCCUGUGGAAAACACAGGCACAAAGCCACUCACUUCUAAUAACACUGCUCCUGACAUUGUUGGAGACUCUGAACAGACAAAAGGCAGCAAGAAUUCCAACCUUCAUCUAUCACUUCCCAACAUGUCCUCUGAUGGCCAUUCAGCCGAGGAGGACAAAGUGGAUGAUGGCAUCCACAAAUCCAUGGAGAAAAUUGAUUCACUUCAAACCAAUGAGUUAGGUGACCGGACAGAAUCCUUAGAUCAAGACUCAGUGGACUCUGAGGCAAGUGUACUUCCAGUUCAAUUGGGUGCUAACCAGCAGAUACCAGAUUGUGUGGUGGAGUCCGUGAUGAGUGACGGUCACCAUGGAAAUGAAAUUCCAGUUGCAUUUUGUGAUUCAAUAAAACAAAGGGAGCGACGAGAAAGACCAAGCAGGAAGUCAGAGUUUGAAAAAAAGGAUCAAAGUCAUCUUCUCAAAGACAUGAGCCAAUCAGAAGUCACUGACGGAGAAGCGCGGGAGGAUGGGAAGACAGAAGAACAGGAAGAACAGGAAACAACCAGAGAUUUGAAUUUCGAAGGAGACUGGCCCACCGAAAAGACCCUCGAGCAGCGCGCAGUGAGGAAAAGAGAGAGACAGAGAGAAGAUGUAAAGCAAGACGAUGGCCAGAACAGAGAUGUGGACACGUUAAAAGUACACUCUGGGCCUGAUUUCGCUGAGUUCCGGAAGCUUCUUGAUCUCAUUCAGACUGGGGAAGUCCAGGAUGACACUAGAUCACCGUCCUGCUCAUCUCCAUCUGCAGAGGUCAGCUUUGAGGAAGAUCCCCAUUGCACAAAUCCUCCUGGAAGUGGAGUGGAAUCAGGCUGCCUGGUAGACAUUGAAGCUAAUACUGUGGAUGUAAAUAUAGAUGAAGACAAACUUGAAAUUUCAACGGAGGAUGUAACUAAUUAUUCACAUGUUCUGAAGUUAGAUUCAACCAGCGCGGUUCCUCUGUCAGAGUGCUCUGAAGUGAGUACAGGGCUUGAAGAAGAGGCAGAAACUCACAGUAUAGUUAGUGGUGAAGGUGAAGGAGAGUCUGGAAUAGCUGGCCAGAUUCUUACCAGUAUGAGUAAUGGCAAAGAAAACAUGAAUAGUACGACCAGGAAUGAUUCUAGCCUCUCAGGUCAGGCAUGUGAAAGCUCCCAUGAAACCGGUGUAGGUGGAAUGUUGCCAAAGCAACGUCACAGAUCAGGAAAGCAAUGUAAAUUAGCCCUGACUUUCCCACAAAAUUUCCCGGACCCCUCCCUGGAGCCGCUUCAGCAUCCAAACGCUGAGGGGAGGCCAGUUUGGCAGGACAGUCCAACCGACGACCCUAAUGCUGACUCUAAUUCCGACGAAGUCCCUGAUGAACAGCUGCGCUGUCCUUGGGUAGACGGAGGACGGGUCACUCAGACUGAACCUCAAGACUUCGCCCUCCUGUGGCGUCUCAAUCGUCCGGACAGCUCAGACAAGCUGGACGAUGUCAUAUCCAGCCUCUCUAAUGGUUUUAAAGUUAUCGAAGGCAAUUCUUCGCAAUUCGUGCCCAAGACUUCUAGUGUUCACUCCUCGGCCCACGUCCAGGUCCCUUACCACGUGGUUCAUGAGAAGGGUACGCAAGUGGAGGAGAGUGAUUUUGGUUCGUUUCAGGAUAGGCUUGAUAGUCUCCGUAUUCUCAGUCGCCAUUUUAAGUUAGUCACUUUUGAUACGUUAGAAGACCUGUAUGAUAAAUGCCAUCAAGACCUCGAGUGGACCACCAAUCUCUUGUUGGACUCAGGGGAGAAGUUUUUCAAGGAAGAGGAGCAUGUGGAGGUUGGCAGGGACACCAAUGAUCCGAGGUCUAUGUUUAAACCUGAAGAAGCUGAUGUACGAGAGGAUUGUGUGACUGAAGAUGUGAUGAGUGCAGAGUCGGCUAAGGAAGUCACCAUCGAAUCACCAAGUGUGGACACAACAGAAGUCUGUGAGUCAAAGGAUGUUGGCCUAAUUUGUUCUGGAGCGGAGCAGCUUCAGCUCAGCGAAGGUCUGGAUGUGCAGUCGUGCUCUCACACAAAGCUAUCUCAAGAAAAACCUGGCCAGGUGGACAAAUCAGAGAGCCUUGAUGUCCUCCAGAGACAUGAAUAUCAGUUUGAUGAUGAAGCCUGGAUUGGAACAUCAGGCCAUGGGACAGAUAUGGAUAUCCAGAGUAUGGAUGAGAUCCACAGACUUCUACAAGCCGAGUUGGAUGAGAUUGAAACAUCUGAGAAGCAGAAGAAUGACACACACCACAAAGAGGAGAGAAGAAGUGGACAUAUGGAGAUACGUAGUGUGGAGAUGAAGCUACCGACCGAGGUGGCUCUGCAGCUUACUGAAUUAUUCGGACCUGUGGGUGUAGACCCAGAUACAUGUUCGUCUGAUGAGUACACUGUGCAGUUGGACUUGAACCUGGCCAAACUUCUACACCAGAAGUGGAAGGAUACAAUUCAGGAAAGACAGAGGCAAGCUGCUCUUUCUUUUCACUUGCUCCAAGAAAGUAAGUAUGCAACGCCACAUUUUACUCACUUUGAAGUUUCUGCUGCCUCAUGUUCUUCUUUGCUUAAAAUAUGUGAACUGGUAUCCUAUUUUCUAGAUUUGUCACACGACGUGAAGCCCAACACAGAUGGCUGGUGUGUUCCGCGUCAGCCUGUAUCUCUACGAGAUAUUAUCAAGGAGGAGCAGGCCUUGCAGAGGAAUGUUGAGAAGAGCAGGCAGGAUCGCGCUGACAUCGACAAACGUGACGGUGCCACGCUGCUGAAAGAAGACCAGCUGUUUGCCAAAUUCCCCACCAUCGAUAGGCACUUCCUCCAGGACAUCUUCAGAGACCACAAUUACUCUUUGGCUCAAACGGAGAUAUUUCUUCACUCCUUACUGGAUGACGCUCCAGCAAAGACUGUCGUCGCUCCAGUCACACCCCGCUCUGAUCACCAGCGGGCCACCAGCAAAGAGAGAGAGAAGGUCUCAAACAGGAACCUUGUUUUCAGUGGAAAAAUUGCGCUCGAGUCCAAAGUGAUGGAAUACCAGGACACGGAGGAGCCACAGUAUGAGGACUUCAGGGCCGAGGCCAGGCUCCAGAGGAGACGACAGCUUGAGAACUUUUCUAAAGCUGCAGAGGCUUUCAAGCAAGGACGCAGAGAGGUGGCAUCAUUUUAUGCACAACAGGGACACCUUCAUGGACAAAGCAUGCGUGAAGCUAACCACCGUGCAGCCAUUCAAAUCUUUGAGAAGGUCAACUCCACGCUGCUUCCCCAAAAUAUCCUGGACCUGCACGGGCUUCAUGUGGAAGAAGCCCUUGAGUACCUGGCGAAGGUUCUACAGGACAAAACCAAAGAAUAUGAGCAGGGUCUGUGCCGACCUCAGCUCUCAGUCAUCACAGGAAAAGGGAACCACAGCCAGGGAGGCGUGGCCCGCAUCCGUCCUGCUGUUAUAGACUACCUCAACAACAGACACUACAGGUUUACAGAGCCGAACCGAGGCCUGGUGCUGGUCUCUUUGAAGUGAACUCAGCAUGCUUCAUGGAGACUUUCUAACAACUCACAUGAGGAUGGUGUCAUUUGAGUGAAUGUUAAUGGAAGCCACAAUGCAUCAACAUUUGGAAUUUUCUUCUUUUUUUAAAGUUUGCCUUUAUGGCUUUUUAGAAAAUAUAAGAAUUAUUGCAACGUUACCAUUGAAAAUGUAUAUCCAAGGUAAUCCAGGUGCUUUUGGCAUUACAUUUUUAAACAAUUUCUAAAAAUCCUGUUGCAUAUUUUCUCUUAAAUAUAUUUUGUAAGUCAUGAAAUGAUUGUUGUUUGUGAACCCGCAGAUUUGUAUUUUCUGACAACCGAUAUUGUUUGUAAUUUUUAACUCCAUCUGUGAAGAAUUCACUUGGACAUUCUUAAUGAAGAGUUUUUUUAUGUGUGUAUAUUUUUGGCAACAGAAAAAAAACAGAUGUUUUUAUUUUCAUAUUUGCAAAGGACUAGAAUAAAAUUUAUUUUAAAGACUCAGAUUUUUCAGUAUUUGACCUACUGGAACGACACUCAGUAUUUAGGCAAUUACUUAACACAUUUUUGUGCUCUCCAUUCACUGUUCAUUGUUUAACAUUUCCUCAGUUUUUGUAAAUACUGUUGACUUCAUCAAGGACUUGUCCUUCGAUCUCCUGCCACAUCUGUCCAUUGUGUAAACUAGACCCACUGAUACCAAACUCCUCCACCAGGGGAAGGAGUUCAUCUUCAACCAAGGUGGGACAUACCUCUCUAGAAAAACAAAGCCCAUGUGUGAUGGACAUCUUUCAUUGCGAAGCUCUGUAGUUGCUAUUAGAAACCUUCAAUUCGUCUCAAACAAUUUUAUGAUUUUCAUAUAGAAUUAUUGCAACUGUUUUAUGCUCUGCUUAGAAAGUAUUUCAUGGUAAUAGGUUGCUGUCUAUCGAUAGUCAAAUGCCUUUUUUAUGAACAUGAACUUAAGUCUUGAUUGAUCAUUGUAGUUUGUUUCCAACUACUGUACAGUGUUCACUUUAGAAAGAUCUAGAUAACAACUGUCACCAGCUGCAGCAUGGGAGGAACCUUCAGUGAGGGGUCCCUCCUCUGCGUUUGUAUUUCUCACUCUUCUCACUUCCCGACUCUCAACCUUGAGUAGCAGCUGCUGAAACAUCAGGCUCUUCAGAUGAGUUAGGUGCGAUGGUAAAGAGCAUGACCUUGGGGCGACGCUGGGCCUGCGAUAUCAUGUGGCGCUCACAUUCCAGAUAAAAGCCCUUUCAGGAAUAUUUGCCGGCGUGGGAUGAGUCAACUCCGAGAGAAGAAUCUUGUGAACCAACUGGGAUUCUGAUUUAAAUAGGUCAUUGGUUGGAUUCCACAUGACUUUCUACGUUUCCCCAACUGACUGCUGCCAUUUUGGAUCACAACCUGGAAAGCCUUCUCUUCUAAACCCAGCUGA